AUGUCGACCGAAUCCGUUCUUCCUGCCGGUGCUAUAACCCUACGUGACAACGAAGCGAGCGAAUUCGAUGACCGCAAUAGCGCCUGUUGGGCCAAGAGUGUUGAGAUUGUCAGCUAUACCAUUGUCAACGGCAGUGCAACAAAUAUUGGGGCCUUUGUGGUGUGGAAUAUCCGUGUCGAGGCUCUCAAUGGGAGUUACAUGAAUAUUCGUAAACGGUAUUCGGAGUUUGACGACUUUCGAUAUCGGUUGGUUCAGACUUUCCCCGGAUUCGAGGCAGCUGUUCCGGCACUUCCGCCCAAGAGUGUCAUCUCCAAGUUUCGACCCAGAUUUCUCGAGAAAAGGCGGGCAGGCCUACAAUACUUUCUGAAUUGCAUAUUGUUAAAUCCAGAAUUUUCUGGGUCGCCAGUCCUCAAAGAGUUCCUCUUUGCAUAG
Messenger RNA from Fusarium tjaetaba, 432 nucleotides. RefSeq names its product PX domain protein. The coding region runs from base 1 to 432 and encodes 143 amino acids. Gene Ontology annotation, cellular component: endosome. The transcript has 3 exons. NCBI's taxonomy places the organism in Eukaryota, Fungi, Ascomycota, Sordariomycetes, Hypocreales, Nectriaceae. The record is from RefSeq and is a predicted model, not a curated record. Gene Ontology annotation, molecular function: phosphatidylinositol-3-phosphate binding.